AUGGCUAUAUAUAUAGUUGUCACAGUGGUGGAGAAUGGGGAGAAUAGGAGUGUGGGACAGAGGCAACUAUUAUGUCUUGGAAGAGCCUUACUAAAGAGAAGCAGCAUUCUUGUUUUAGAUGAAGCCACAACCUCUGUUCACUCUGCAACUGAUGGUGUGAUUCAGAAGGUCGUAAGCUGGGAGUUCAAAGAUCCUAAAGUUGUACAUACGGUAAUAGACAGUGAUCUUGUUCUAGUUCUCAGUGAAGGUAGGGUAGUGGAAUAUCAUACACCUGCUAAAUUGCUAAAACAAGCGGAAUCAUUCUUCUACAAGCUAAUAAAGGAGUACUCUCUAAGAUCACGAAGCUUCCUCAGCAAAUCCAAAAAUCAAAAUGCAGUUAUAAAGGCAUUUGUUAAUGCGUGUUACCUGGGUGUCAGGCAGAAUAACGGCAUCAAAAAAGUAUUUGGGAAGUACUUACCUGGAUGUGGGCAGCGUAACGACGUACGGGUGUCGGGUGCUGGGACCUCAGACGGCGUAGCGGCAUCAGAGAGCUUCGGAAGAUAG
This is a messenger RNA of Telopea speciosissima, 543 nucleotides long. RefSeq names its product putative ABC transporter C family member 15. Bases 1 to 543 code for a protein of 180 amino acids. NCBI's taxonomy places the organism in Eukaryota, Viridiplantae, Streptophyta, Magnoliopsida, Proteales, Proteaceae. Gene Ontology annotation, molecular function: ATPase-coupled transmembrane transporter activity. The record is from RefSeq and is a predicted model, not a curated record. Gene Ontology annotation, biological process: transmembrane transport. Gene Ontology annotation, cellular component: vacuolar membrane; plant-type vacuole. The transcript is spliced from 5 exons.